UUGUCAUAAAUAAUUAAUGAUGACAAGAAGAAAUUAAAUAAAUUUACAUAAAAAAGCCAUUAAAAUUAAAGUCACAAACAAACUUAACAAGUGAGAAAAGUGAGAUAGACGGACAAAAACAAACAAAAAAUAACAAGGAUUCAAAACAAAUACAACUUUGAAAACAGCAGUAUACGCACAUAGUAUCAUUACAAAUAAAAAAUACAGCAAUUUUAAGUGCAGCCCUCUUGUAGUUAUUUUAUCUGUACAACUUGGUUGUUGUUAUUUUUUUAGUUUUACAUGCCAAUUAAAGUUUGUUGUCUCUUUGAUAGAGCUCCCCUGUAUACAGUUAAUAGUUUCCAUUUAAUUUUUGGUUUUGAUUAUUUUACAAUAAACAAAUUGUAAUUUUAGAAACAUAAUCAACAAAACUGUAUCGAAAAAAAAUAAAAAACACAAAAAGCAAAAAAGAAGAACCCACCAAAACAAAAAACGCCUUAAAAUAAAAACGUUUUGUCUUUACGGUACGAAUUUGUUUUAACAAGAAAAUAUCAACGUGAUAUUGUCAUCGUUUUUAGAGCUAUUGCUAACACCGCCAUCAUCCACAUCAUUAGUGUCAUCAACGUAGUUGUCAUCACCUUCGUCCCUCCCCACUAUCAUCACACCAUUAACACGACAUAUCCCCCUCGGUAGUACUCAAUGGUGUUAGUUUCAAGGACUUGCAUCGCAAAGUAUCGGUGAAAUUUUAUACGCUCAACAUCAAAUUUUGUGCGCAACUAAUAAAUAUAGAGCAGCUUUUGGUAUUGUGCCAUUGUUGCUGCUGCUAUCAAAUUACCAUUUCCACGUUCCAAAGUACCGGCAGCCACCGUUCAGGAGACAGGAGUCAACAGGGCGUGAAGGAAUUCUACACGUUUCAUCUAUCAUCUACAAAAACGACAAGAAAUAACAACUGAAACAACAAAUACAUAAUAUCUUGGACCAAUUUUUACACCUUUUAACACAAGAAUAAGGAAACAACAACAAUUUAUACUUGAAUAUAUAUCAUUUACACCCCCCUUAGCUGUUAGUUGAAAUAGACUAGAAGUUUACACUAAAAUCCUUAGAUUAGAGCAACAAAUCACUAUUCUAUACCAAAAAAAGAAAAAAAAAAAAAACAACAAAAAUUGCGGAAUAUUUUACUAUCCUGAAUUACACACACAAAACUCCCACAUACAUCAUUAGGAAACUCCUUAAGUAGUAAGUUUUCCAAAGAGUAGAGCUUAGCUGGAAUCCGGACUUUUAAUCAACCACAUAAGUAAUACCCAGAAAACACCUACAAUUGCAGUAAAUCACAGCUAUUUAAGGAUCGCUUCCUCUCUGCGCUCCCGGGUUGACAUCCUAUUGGGAAAUAAAACCAAACAGAAGCAGUAAAAGAUAUAAACAACUACAGGAGUUUGUAGCGGUGGUCAUUCUCUACAACAACACACACACACAUAUCUACAUCUAUCCUCCUCUCCGGUGUUUUUUAAGCUACAACCAGAAAAAUUGGUUUCAAAAUUGGUCAAAUGUUAUGUUGCGGUUUUUGUUGUGGCAACAUGUCAAAGCGAGACUACAAAGUUGCCACAAUGGAUGGCAUAGAACUGGAGCCCUUGGGCGGCGAGAAAAUGGAUAAGGACAAGGAAAAGGAUAAUGAGAAACAGACGAAUGGUGUUACAUUUGGUGGCGAAUCCAGCGGUGGCCGACAAACACGCAAUGGUGUUGCCGUCUGCUCACAAAAACGUGCCCUCCUAGUGGCCGGUGUGGUGUUAGGCUCACUCCUGCUAACAGCUUUAAUCAUAGCCUAUGCUGGACCAACGACGGAUUGUUCGUGUGCACGUAAAUUACCGACGGGUCUUCAAACGGACGCAGAGAAUGUAACUGAACCCUUUAAUCCGAUUGCGACGAAUGGUGAACCGUUUCCAUGGCUGAAUUUAACCUUACCCACCUACGCUCGACCAAUGCGUUACAUGGUGACAAUCCAUCCGAAUCUAACGACGUUAGAUGUUAAAGGUCAAGUGACAAUCGAUCUAUUCAUUGAGAAGGAAACCAAUUUCAUUGUGCUGCACAUUCAGGAUCUAAAUGUCACAGAAAAGGCCAUUGUACCAAUGGGCAACAAAGGUAAUGCCAUUAAAAUUGUCAAAUUCUUGGAAUACCCACCACGACAACAGCUGUAUAUCGAAGUGAAAGAUAAACUGCGAAAGAAAUCCAAUUACACACUUAAUUUGCGUUGGUAUUCAAAGCUCAACCCCGAGCCGGAGGGUUUCUAUGUGGAUCAAUACGAAAGUUCGAAUGGAUUGGAAAGAUUAUUGGCUGCCACAGUUUUUCGGCCGAAUGGAGCACGAAAAGCAUUUCCUUGUUUCGAUGAGCCUCACAUAAGAGCACCCUUCCGAGUUUCAGUAUUCCGCGAUCGCUUCCAUAUUGGUCUCUCCAAUUCCAUAGUCCAUACAACAGAGGAUGUGGGCUUUUACAUGGGUACAGGGUUGUUACGUGAUGACUUCAUAGAGACACCACCACUGCCAGCCGAUGCUGUGGCUUGGGUUGUAAGUGAUUUCCAGCGUGAGUCAUUGCAACCCUCGGCUGCCUAUUUACCUGCAACACAAGCUCCGCCAUCAAGUGGUAGUGGUCGUAAAUCCGGCCAACUGAGUAACUAUACCCUGCAAAAGGAUAAAAAGCCACCGGUGCGUAACAUCACGGCCCUGACGCAUUCAUUGAAUAUCAACAUUUUGGGUAAAAAUCACACCACCACAACAACAACAACUACAGCUUCCCCCAAGGAUUUGGAUACCAAAAAUUUAACAGCCCUUAGCCAAUCGACACGCUCAAGUAUUACCCGAGCACCGUCGUACACUUUUUAUGCUCCGCGAGAAUUACUGCAAAGAUCUUCCUUUAUACUGCAUACGUCACGAGAUGUUUUGGAAUAUCUUCAGACAUGGUUGGAGGUCAGCUACCCGUUGACCAAAGUGGAUUUUGUGGCAUUGCCAUCGUUGGAUAGGAAUAUUAUCUCGUCGUUAGGUUUGGUCACUCUGAAGACAUCUUUUCUCACGGAACCGGAAUCCAUUACAACGGUACAAUAUCAAGAGAGUGCCCUGUUGGUGGCAGAGGCCAUUGUUAGACAGUUUUUCGGUGGCAUAACUUCGAGGAAAAUCUUGAAGGAUGUUUGGUUGUGGGAGGGUCUUAUUAAAUAUUUGGGUAUCCACACCUUAUCGCCGCUGCAAGAAAAUUGGCCGCUGAGAGAAAUGUAUUUGUUUAACAUGGCCACAGCUGCUCUGGACAUUGAUGCCAUCCAGGGUUGGGACAGCAUCAUGAAUGGCACCAGUCAUGAUGGCAACAACGAGGAUUUCUUUAUACAAAAAACUGCCGCCAUAUUUUCCAUGUUACAUACGGCUAUAGGAGAAGAUCGUUUCAGAAGUUGCUUGGGAGGUUUUCUAAAAUUGAAUCGUUUCAAAACUGCCGAACCCCUGGAUUUGUGGAAUAUUUGCACCAAGAAAGCCAAUGGUGCAAAAAAUAUAAAGGACAUGAUGUCACUGUGGACACACCAGCCAGGUUUUCCCCUGCUGACCGUAACGAAAAUGGGCAAUCGUAUUACCAUAUCACAGAAACCAUUCAAACCUGCCGAAUUUUUAGCCAUUCAUGAUGAUACCUAUGAUGGUAAUAAUUACAACAAGACCACAGCGAAUUCCACAAAUGGCACAACAACAUCAACAACGCCGACCCCAACAACGGCCAGCGGUAAACACAAGCCUCCGCAACAAAUGAAAUGGAUUUUUCCCAUAACCUAUGUAACAGAUAUUAACAACAAUACGGAAACGCUGUGGAUGCAGAAUGUCGAUGUCAACUUUAACGUACCGGAAAGUGUUAAAUGGAUUAAGGUAAAUGCCCGCCAGUCAGGCUAUUAUCGCGUGCUUUAUAAUGAAGACAACUGGGCAAAUAUCAUAGAAGAUAUGUCAAAUGAUCCGGAGAAAUUUACCGGAGAAGAUCGCUUGGGCUUGUUGUCCGAUGCAUUUACUCUCUGCCAUGCCAAUUUGCUGCCAUGUGAAAUAACAAUGAACCUGAUUCAAUAUUUGCCAAGUGAAACAAAUUGGGGUCCAAUGGCCUUGAGUUUAAGGCAUUUGGAAAAAUGGCGUCGCAUCUUGAAAUAUUCCGAAUGUUUCCUGAUGCUAUCGGAAUUUAUAAAAAUGAAGUUAUCCACAGUUAUUGAAAAGAUCGGUUGGAAUGAUGAGGGCGAUGAGGCAACAAGAUUAAUGCGACCGGAAGUUUUACUGGCCUCCGUGCUGUGGGAAGAUAUCGACAGCAUAACCAAGGCAAAAAAUAUGUUAAAUCAAUUUCUCUUCUACAAUGGCUCAGCAAUACCGCCAAAUCUCAGAGAGGUGGUUUAUACGGGUUCCAUAUUAUCGGGAGAAUAUAUUUUCUGGCAACAUUGUUGGGAACGUUUUGUAACGCUGCAAAGAAACUCCGAUAGCUAUGUGGAACGCAUGCAACUCUUGCGAGCUCUGGGCAGAACCAAAGAUGCUUGGCUACAAAAUCGCCUACUCUCCCAUGUAACAAUGCUGCCCACAGCGGAGGUGGUACAGGUGUUGCAGGCAAUUGCUGGAACGCCCACAGGUGGUGCAAUGGCCUGUCGAUUUUUGCAAGCCAAAUGGUUUGAACUAGAAUCGCGUAUGGGCCAGGGAACUUUGGCCUUUGCCAAAGUGAUAUCGGCCAUAACGCAAUAUGGUGCCACAAAAUUCGAUUAUGAUGAGCUCAAAUCCUUGGUACAUCGUUUUGGCCGGGGACCCGGUUUGGGAGUUUUAAAUAUGACCUUAAGUAGUGUGGCUUCCAAUGUAGAAUGGGUGGCCAGAUCUCAGCCUUCACUGUAUAAAUGGGUGGAAAGUAACCUGCAUUCCCAUUAAAACCACAGGGUAUCAAACGCUUUCCCUCACACACACACAUCUACCAAGAAGGAAAACUCACUCAAACAUUAAAUGUAAAAUCUGUAUAGUAUUAAAUAUCUAUUUAUUUAUAUACAUAAUUAUUAUCAUUUUUUCAAAACAAAAAUAUAUUCAUACAUAUAUAUAAAAUAAAAAAAAAACUUAACAAACCAACAAAACAAAAACAAUCAAAAUAAGAAAUGAAUGAAUAAAAAAGUGAUCAAAGAGGAACUAUUAUAUAUAUUAAAGUCAUUAAUAACAUAUGGUACAUACAUCACUUAAAUUAGUAAAGAAUGAAAAUAUUUCAUCUUAUGUUUUGAAAGAAAACACACAUACAUACACAUAUAUCCUCAUUUGUAAUUAUGUUCCUUUGGAAAAGCGAAAAGACAAAAAUGAAAGUAACAAAGCAUCACAAAAGCAAAACUAAAAUUCUUUUAACCAACAAAACAAACAAACAAAUAACAAAGAAAUAUUUAUUAUGUUGUUGUAAUUAUCAUCAGGAAUACAUAAAUACAUCUAAAAACACAUACAUAUGCAAAUAUUUGAGAAUAAAAUCCUUUUUUGAGGUUAUAGAUUAUUCCUUCUUUCCAUAUCUAUCGCAAAACAUUAUAAGUACUUUUUUUAUUUUUUAACAGCAGUUUAAGUACAGAAAUAACAAUAAAUAUUUGUGUAUAUGGUAGGGUGUAGAAUAAACGUAAAAUAGUCACAUAAAAACUCGAAAUAGAGAUUUGUUUUGGAAUAAAAUAAAAUAUUUAACAAAAUUUUGAGGAACAAUAUCUAAAAAUUUAACAUACAAUUUUUAACUUUGCAUUGGGAAGACGUUUCCAUGAGCAAAAACUUUUUUAAUUAAAAUAUUUACUUAAUGUGUUCUUUAAGAUUUUUAAAUUACUCCAGAAUUAACAAGGACUGCUUUCAGCAUAUGCUAAAAGAAAUUUCGCCAAAGUUGCAAAGCAGAUAAAAAAGUUUAUAAAAAAAACUCUUCAAUUUUUUUUCCAGUGUUGGGUAUUUUUGCUCUGAUUCCGGGAAAUCAUUUUUCUGGGGGGACGGACCCUGCAAACCAGAUUUUUGACCCGAAAGUCCGAGUUCAAGACCCUGACUAGGCCAAUAUAUUGAUCCAAUAUAUACAAUAUAGGUAUCGCUUAUGAAAAUACCUAUCCAACUAGUUAGUGGUCACUUGUUGCGGGCUAUUUAAUUGGAAGUUAAAGUCAAAUCAUCGAUUUUUUAGACCAGGAUUUUUUAUAAAACCGCAAAAUGUGGAAAAAGGGCCCAUUAAGGGGGUCAAAAAAAUUAAACAAAAAAUCAUAGCAAUCAUAGUAAUAGUUUCCCGGAAUCAGGGUAAAAAUGCCUUUGAAUAAAUCGAAGAGUUUUGACUGAACUAAAGUUGUUUCAAAUAUUCAAUGGAGGUAAUAUUGAAGAAGAAGAAGGCAUUAGGAAUAUAUGAAAGGAUCCAGUCACAAGUGGUUCACGAACAGUGAUCCAGCUAGGAGCAGUGAGGAUUAUUAAUGACGUAAUGAUAAUUACGAACUGUGAGUAUGCACCAGGUAUCAAGCUAUUUAAAUGUGAAGGCUAGUUACAAAGCGUGGGGCAUGAGCUAGGAACUGUCUACGAACGAAUUAAUGAACAUGAUACAAGAACGAAAUGGUAUAUAUCAUUUGAUAUGGCUAAAAUGUGUCUCAUUGAAAUAACGGUUUUAUACACUAGGUCUUUUUGGGCGAAAUUCAUUUCAAGAGAUUCGCAGUUGCCGUCGGAACAAAAUCAACCCAUCAUUCUGGUACCUCCCCAUAUAGAUUCAACAUUUUCCGAAGACAUAAUUUACCUUAUAAAAAGUAAAAGAGGAGUUGUGUUCGACAGGGCAAACUUUCAACACCCUCCACCAGAUGUAAAGUGUCGGCUAGUACAGUUAUAUACGGAAACGUAUACCUGUAAAUUACCCUGCUGUACUACGAGGUGAUACCUAUUACGAACUCCAGAUACCAACUCCAAUAUCAACUUUGAAACCAUUAAAAAUCAGUUUAAAUUAUCAAAAUACCGAAUAUCAGGAGGUACAGCUAUAUUGGGUCUACACCACAACUUUGACCAAUAUGUACAGUUCUUCUCAAGGACCAAUGUCCUGCAAGUCGAUUUUAGCGAUUUUCAAUAUUUUCCAACAAUAUUGACAUAGGUCCAUGUUUAUGCUUAGUGAAAAUAGAAUAUGAAACCAGUAAGGAAAGGUCAAAAGUCGGGCGGGCCGACUAUAUGAUACCCUACCGAAUCUCGAUAACAUUUGGAAGAGGUAUUUUCAAGCUGUAUCUGAUGUUCGGUAUCAAAUAUAAUUGUUAUGGAGUGCCUAUUACGCAUGUGAGAGACUUUAACACCAUAUCUGAACCGAUUUUCACAUACAUUUGAAGUGCUUGCUUCUGGGCGUAUUUUCAUUGGAAAUUCCGAAAUUCAGUCCAUUUAGACUGAUAUUGGCCAUUUGGCGCACAAUUAACCCGAAAUCGGUUGAAGAUAAAUAUGGGAGCCAUAUCUAAAUUUUGAUCGAUUAUCUUCAGCUUCAAUAGGGUUCGUCCGGUCGGGCAAUAAAUUUGACCUGUACUUUAAAAAAAAUACAUUGACAGACGGACGGUUGGACAUGCAUAAAUCGACUCAGAAUUUGAUUCUUUGCAGAUCAUCAAUGGGUCUAUCUCACCUCCUUCUCCAUGUUACAAACAAAUGCACAAAGAUAUAAUACCUUUACCACUAUUUGGUGUAGGGUAUAAAAAUAGAACAGUGUUGGCAUGUUUGUUCUGGAUGCGUAGUAUUUUGUUGUUGCAAAAUAGUAAGGCUCAAUCCCAUUAUUGUUGUUUUUCUGAAAACAACGUUCGUUUAUUAGUGAAGAAAGAUGGUAAUGUUUACCAGGGUGUAGGGCAGGCAAUACCUAGGUUUAGAAAAUAGCCACCAAUUCUCAUCAGUUCUCUUUUGUUUUUCGCUGGCGAUACUCUCCCCAGUGGUUAUCUUAAAAUAAAUCCUAUGACAAAAA
This is a messenger RNA of Musca domestica (house fly), 7899 nucleotides long. Its product is annotated as endoplasmic reticulum aminopeptidase 2. The transcript is spliced from 16 exons. Gene Ontology annotation, molecular function: metalloaminopeptidase activity; peptide binding; zinc ion binding. NCBI's taxonomy places the organism in Eukaryota, Metazoa, Arthropoda, Insecta, Diptera, Muscidae. Gene Ontology annotation, cellular component: cytoplasm. The coding region runs from base 1521 to 4883 and encodes 1120 amino acids. Gene Ontology annotation, biological process: peptide catabolic process; proteolysis. The record is from RefSeq and is a predicted model, not a curated record.